AUGCACCAAUUUACCAGCCCGCGCGUGCAAUGCGCAGCUACCUACACUCCCCCCGCACAAGUCAUCGGUGAACGAAACUGCGGCAGCUACAACCACUGUACGAGUAUGCGUCAAAGAAUCCGAUUUAUGUACCUCAUCUUGGUUAUCACCCAUUUCAUCCUCUUCCUUAAUUUCCACUUGGUCGUCGCAGACUAUGAACCAGGCGAGCGGUUCGGUCAUACCCUUUACUAUACACUGGAUGAUAGUUGUCUGAGCAUUCCAUCUGAUGGAGAAAUUUAUGAAAACUUGGGAUUUCCUGAGCUUAGAACAGAUGCACGCUUUUUAAGCAUCAUUGGGCCGGCCAAGUGCGAACCGGUAUUUACGCUGAACUCCACCGCUUUGGAAGUAUAUAUUAUCAAAGAUUGUCUGACGCCUGUUAAACUCUUUGCUCCAAACUUGCGGGCAUUCAGCAUACUCGAUACAGCUGCCGUGCGAUGGCUAGAAGAUCAGUGGGUCUUCCCGCGUCUUCGAGUUAUUAAUUUGAUCACGGUGAAGACCAAAGACACUGUGAAUUUGACAACGUUGGGCAGUUCGGAGUUGGAAAUAUUGCGAAUAAAACGGGUGGAAUAUAGCAAGAUUCGUCUCAACUACAACCCAGGCUUCGCAAAAUUACGCGUAUUGGAACUUGGUACAAUCGGCUCGGCUUUCCUAUACAACAUUUGCCCGUUUGUCGCGGAACUCAUGUACUUGGAAGUAAUUUAUCUGAAUCGCUUGGAAGACCAAUGUAUACCAGAAACUUUGAAGAAAUUGUGGUCGAAAGCGAAACGGCUCCGUGUUAUUCGCCUUUACAACUCCAAUUACUAUUUGCCCGAUACAAAUCCGUGUAAAAUUCUCCCUCUAGGGAUUGAACAUAUCAGCUCAGAGAUGCAGGAAGGUCUUACAUCUACUCGUGUGUAUGACUGCUUCGAACAGCUCAAGUCGUUAACCCUGCGCGUAAAUUCAGAGAGUAUUUCGGAAAUCAGCUCUAAACAUCGAAGUGUACGCAUAGUCAGUUUAUCCAAACGCUCCAGUUUCCAAGAGAACUUGCCUAUUCGUUUGGAAAAUGCCGUUGUCGCUAGCAUCCAGCAAGUCUUCACCAAAACCCACCAACUACCAGAUUUACCGAAUGCGGAGAUUAUUCAAUUCACACGAAACGGCUUCACAUUCGCCCCCAAUAUCGAACCGUUCCCUAACAUUCCAAAAGUUCGAUCACUGGACUUGUCCGGAAACCCACUUAUAUACGUACCAGCUGGUGUGUUCAACAAAUUANGGCAUUCUAGGUUACAACAAACGGAUAUAAUUUAUUUCGCAGACAGGGCAUUUUGUGAUCUAUUAUGGCCGAGAGCACUUAUAUUGCACUUAUCCUAUCCUGAAGACGUCCAUCUUUUUACCAUCCCCGGAGAAGAAACAGUCAGAAAAUACAACAGCACUCUUAGCUGUCUAAUACAAUCCCACAAGAUCACGAAUGUGGUGAUUGACGGACUACAAUGUGACUGCGCCAGGAAACCGUACCAGUAUUUGGACAAGAAAACAAUUCGAAAACACAUGGGUCUGGAUGUAAUGUAUUGCGACCAGCGCAUAGAGGAUAAUUUACCUGCUUAUGACUUCUUUGAAAGUGACUGUGAGAGUGUUGCCCCCUCGAACAUUGUGGAAGCGUCACCACCAUCGGUGCCAAAAACUUGCCAAUCAACUGGCUAUCUGGUGUUACUCGGACUGGCGUGGAUAAUUUUUAUGCUAUUCUGUCUGGUCCCGCCUCCCAUACUUUUCUUCUUUCACACAAAAGAUAUGAAGAUGCGACUACGACUCGACCAAACAAUCAAUUCCAGAGCCAAGCUGUUUAUUAUCUGUCCAAGACAUGCACGAAAAUGGUGUAAAAGAGUUGUUAUACCAUGUUUACAGGCUGAUAUUUCAAACAAUCCGGAACCCAAGUUGCGUGAAUUCAUACCUGCGGUGCCGCGUGAUUUAAGGACAGGGCAAAUAAACCAGCACUCCUCCCUACCUCCUGAUACUAAAAAGACGGGUUCCACGAGAGUUAACCCCGCAUCACGUACCAGUCGAUCAACCUCGAUCUAUUCCACAGCGGAACGCGCGAAACGUGAAUCAUUUUUGCCUGCAGAUACACCACUGAAAGGGGUUUGGGCAUGGCAACCAAGAUUUAGAUGCCAACUUGCUCCUCCGGCCAGACAUCGUCUUACACUCCUAAUGGAAUCCAAACAGGUUUUAAUUAUUUUCCCUAGUUCCAGCCUGUUUUCCGAACCGGCUUGUCGAGCGCAACUACGACUGGCCUUUCAUCUCUGUCGUCUGCAUCUAACACCACCCCCGGGGAUUAUUGUAUGGCCUACAACCGAUUCGAAAGCAAACCUUGCGGGCAACUAUCGUUCCGUCAACCGCAACAGCAGGUUGGCAGACCAUGAUAAAUAUUAUCCGGCGCCAAAAUUCAACACGGUGACAAAUGAUCCGGAUGAUAUCGCCGAGAAAGCUGUAAUUAAGGCCAAAGUGCCCAAUCGCGAUGAGGCGAUCCAUAUCAUGCAGUAUUUUGCUACCAUCACAAGCCCGUGUAUUGAGUGGUCCAAUUCAAAAACGGCGCGAGAGAACCUCAAACCGUUGGUAUGGCUGUUCAACAAGGCUUAUCGUAUUCCUGCAUAUUGAACGACGGGCGCAACGAACACCUACCCUCCCAAUAGCGUGACUUGAGUGAUAUAGCACUUUAGGAUACGUAGAAUAUGUGCUUAACAAAAGGUUAGAGUGAUGCUCUGUACGCAAGCACAUUACUGAUGUAAUCAGCCUGUAGAUAUCAGUCAUACGAUAUAACGC
Opisthorchis viverrini is the source of this 2832-nucleotide messenger RNA. RefSeq lists its product as hypothetical. NCBI's taxonomy places the organism in Eukaryota, Metazoa, Platyhelminthes, Trematoda, Opisthorchiida, Opisthorchiidae. The record is from RefSeq and is a predicted model, not a curated record. Bases 1 to 2667 code for a protein of 888 amino acids. The transcript has 5 exons.